This is a messenger RNA of Prunus armeniaca (apricot), 1491 nucleotides long. The record is from the annotation of a GenBank genome assembly. NCBI's taxonomy places the organism in Eukaryota, Viridiplantae, Streptophyta, Magnoliopsida, Rosales, Rosaceae.
AUGUUCAAGAAGAUCAUCAAGGGAAACAAGAAGCCCUCCAAGUCCGAUUCUCAUGAUCCUUCGUCGUACGGGUACGGCCCGCCGGGGACCCGUAAUUCCGGGGCAGUUGCGAAUGUGGUCGUAAACCACGCGUCCCGGGCCGGGCCGGCUGCUUCAGGUCCCAAUUCGGGUGGGGCUCCGGGGAUAACGGCGUUACCGCCUUCGGGCACCAUCGAGCCUCUCCCGUUCUUCCGUGACGCUCCCGUCUCCGAACGUCAGACCCUGUUUCUUCGCAAAUUGCAGGUUUGUUGCUUUCAAUUUGAUUUCUCUGAUACCCUUAAGACCCCUAGAGAAAAGGAAAUUAAGCGUCAAACCCUUUUGGAAUUGGUUGAUUUCAUACAAUCUGGGUCGGGUAAGAUCACCGAGACAUGUCAAGAGGAGAUGAUCAAAAUGGUUUCUGUUAAUAUAUUUCGUUGCUUGCCCCCUGCGUCUCAUGAAAACACGGGCCAAGAGAAUGCCGAUCCUGAAGAGGAGGAGCUUUAUUUGGAGCCAUCAUGGCCUCAUUUGCAGUUGGUUUAUGAGCUCCUUCUUAGGUACAUUGUGUCAUCUGAUACUGAUACCAAGGUUGCCAAGCGUUAUAUUGAUCACUCGUUUGUGUUGAAGCUACUCGAUUUGUUUGACUCUGAGGACCCGCGUGAGCGUGAGUACUUGAAAAACAUUCUUCACCGAAUAUAUGGGAAGUUCAUGGUGCACCGACCCUUCAUCAGGAAAGCUAUCAAUAACAUAUUCUAUCGGUUUAUUUAUGAGACUGAGAGGCACAGCGGCAUUGCUGAGCUUUUAGAGAUUCUUGGGAGCAUAAUUAAUGGGUUUGCACUACCAAUGAAAGAGGAGCAUAAGUUAUUUCUUGUUCGGGCACUUAUACCGCUGCAUAAGCCGAAGUCAGUUGCAGUUUAUCAUCAGCAGCUGUCCUACUGCAUAACCCAAUUUGUUGAAAAGGAUUACAAAUUGGCAGAUACGGUUAUUAGGGGUCUGUUGAAAUACUGGCCGCUGACCAAUUGCCAGAAGGAAGUUCUUUUCCUUGGAGAACUUGAAGAAGUUCUGGAGGCUACACAAGCUGCCGAAUUUCAGCGUUGCAUGGUUCCUCUUUUCAGACAGAUUGCUCGCUGCCUCAAUAGCUCUCAUUUCCAGGUUGCGGAACGAGCACUCUUUCUGUGGAAUAAUGAGCACAUUGUGGGUUUAAUUGCUCAGAACCGGAAUGUCACUCUACCAAUUAUUUUUGAGGCAUUGGAGAGGAAUAUCCAAAGUCACUGGAACCAAGCAGUUCACGGGCUGACCGUCAAUGUUCGAAAAAUGUUUUUGGAAAUGGAUGCUGACUUGUUUGAAGAGUGCCAGAGGCAGCUUGCGGAGAGAGAGGCGAGGUCCAGAGAGGUGGAAGAACAACGGGAGUUGACAUGGAAAAAACUGGCAGAUGCGGCAGCACAGAGAGGGGAAGAUGAUAUGGUUACAGCCUAA